Molecule: messenger RNA, 1683 nt
Organism: Emiliania huxleyi CCMP1516
Lineage: Eukaryota; Haptophyta; Isochrysidales; Noelaerhabdaceae
Exons: 3
Coding region: 16-1683 (555 amino acids)
Source: RefSeq, a predicted model, not a curated record
GUACUAAGCGACAGGAUGUGGGCAACGCCAGUCGACGGAUCGUUCGCCCUAACAGCCUCGGGCUCGCUUUGCUUAUUAACAGGGGCAGCUCUCAUCUUCGCGCCGCCGCCACUCGAGCGAGCGCUCCUCCGUGGCUCCCACGUGCCGGCGAGUGGCAACGCCUCCGCUCUGGCGGGAAUCCCUCCUCUUCUUGAUUCGCCACCGGAUAUUCGGCUGCUCGCGCCACCAACCCGCCCGCCGACGCACGGAACCAAGGUGGCGCUGUGGGUGACGGACGUGGGCCACGCGAUGCGACUACGAUCGCGCCACAGAAGCCGCGCCACCCAAGCCUUCCGCGCCGGCCCACGCCGCUCACCCUUCCACACAAGCAGCGCCCGGGCGGACGUCCUGCGCAACUCGAGUGGCGGUGCUGGCAUCACGAGGGCCCUGCCUCUCGUGAGUCCAGCGUGCGCUUCCAGCAGGGCCACAAGAGCCGCAAACACAAGCGCCUCACCGCUUCCCUCGCCUCCCCGCUCGCCUCUCGCCGAUGCGCCUCCUCUGCUACGCCGGAUGUGGCCGACGAUUGCGCGGCCGCGGUGGCGUGUGGUGACGUCUGCUAAGAACGGCACCGACUGGCCCGCCGCCUCCCCGCCCGCCCCCCUCCCCCCUCCGUGUGUGGUAGCGCAUGCGACCCCGACGCCGAGCCUCCCUCCGCCUUCGCCUCUCCUCGGUAUGCCUGGGGUCGGAGCUGCGCACCGCCGCUCUGUCUCGGGCUCGCACCCUCGCCGCGAAGCGCAUCCGGGCUGGCCGAGCGGCCCUGCGGGCCCCGGAACACCCAAGCUUGCGAGUGAGGUUUGCAGCAGACCACCCUCCUCCCGGCUGCGCGUCGGCCUGGAGGCCCUGGCAAAGGAGGCCGUGGCAAAGGAGGGGCUGGCCAGGGAGGGGCUGGCCAGGGAGGUGCUCGCGCUGGCCUGCGAGCUCGACGCCUCCGCCUCGGCGGAGCUCGCGUGGCUGCGAGGCGUCGCGUGCGCCUCGCUGCUCCUCGCUCUCUCCUCGGGCGCGGUCGCGUGCGGCGUCGUGUGGGCGGCGCGGCGCGAGAGGCGGGCGUGGCGCGCGGAGCGGCUGCAGAUCCUGCUGCGGCACUUGCUCGCGCGAGGCUCGUCGGGCCGGACGGCGCCUCCGAGCCGGGGAGUGAGCAAGCGCGGCUGCAACACCGAGGAGUGGGUCGACACCGCUGCGGACGCUGCCGGCUCCAAGUGGGUCGAGGCGCCGGUCGAGGCGUCGGACCCGGAGGACUCUUGGAGGUCCUUGCUGUGGACCGGGCCGCGCCGGUCGAGGCGGCCGGCGCUCGGCGGCGGCGGCGGCGGGAGCGGCGGCGGCGACAGCGGCGGCAGCGACAGCGGCGGCAGCGACAGCGGCGGCAGCGACAGCGGCGGCAGCGACAGCGGCGGCAGCGGCAGCGACACUUGCGGAGGCAGCUCCGACUUUACUGAGCCGCGCCGGUCGACGAUCGAGUGCGGCGCCCUGGCGGAGGAGGGAGAGGGCGGCACGGUCUCGCGCGGCUCGACCUCCUCCCGUGUGGACUCUGAGCUGUCGCUCGACGACUUGUUGCUCGUGCUGCCGCGGCCCGGCGCGACGUUCGCGUCUGCGCCGGAGGAGGGCGGCUGCUCCUCCUUGCUCGAGGUGGUUGGGCACCGCGGCUGA